Phaeodactylum tricornutum CCAP 1055/1 is the source of this 3274-nucleotide messenger RNA. RefSeq lists its product with no specific name. The coding region runs from base 522 to 1640 and encodes 372 amino acids. Gene Ontology annotation, cellular component: membrane. Gene Ontology annotation, molecular function: ABC-type transporter activity. Lineage: Eukaryota; Bacillariophyta; Bacillariophyceae; Surirellales; Neidiaceae. The transcript is spliced from 5 exons. The record is from RefSeq and is a predicted model, not a curated record.
CUCUUUGGGGCGGACAGGCUACAUCUUUCUCAACUGCUUUUUGGCACUUAUGCUUUCAGCGGCCGUCGUGAUCCCGUCGGCAUUUCGUGAGCGAAAAACUUUGUUUGAGCACCGGUCAGCCGAGUCUUUUCCUGACCCCGGGUGGCUUACCUAGCGGAAGUACUCUCGGAUGCUCCUUUGAGCAUUAUCGAGGCGAUAGUUCUGACCUCGGUUUCCUACUAUUGGGCCGACAUGAACCCCGACCCAAGUCAUUUCUUAUACUUCUUGGGCACUCUGAUUGCCCUAGAAGCUGUGGGGCAAUCCCUUUCACGAGCCCUAUGUGCUUUGAUUCGGAAACUAGUCACUGCCAGUGCUCUCUCAUCUGUGAUCAUUCUUACCUUCGGAACCGUGGCAGGCUUCAUGCCAAGCUACGAAUCUAUACCUAACGUACUCCGGUGGCUUCCCUGGGUCACACCAGUUUCCUACGCGUUUGAAGGCCUCAUGAUCAACGAAUUUUCUCGCCGCACUUUGUCCGCGUUACCAUGAUCGGAAGCAACGGCGAUGUUGAAAUUGGAACUCUGGCUGGAGAAACGUGGAUUGGGAAUUUGUCAUUGCCGAGAGAGAGCUUUAGUAGUCAUCGUUCCUUCAAGAUUGUUAAUAUUUUUAUGCUGUUUGUCUUCGCGCUUGUAUACGAUUUUAUCGGCUUUUUCUACAUCGAACGCACGCGAGAAUGGACUCACAACGAAAUUUGUCGGCCCCACGCCAAACGGUGCGGGCAAGACUACUUUAUUGCCGUCUUGUUCAGAGAGACAGUAUCGGGCUUGUAUUCGAGGUUUUCAUACGGACUAGGUCUAUUGAUUACCGAUAUUCCUUAUCAUAUACUGAACACAUUUCUUAUUUGGGUCUUCUUUUAUUUCUUGGUCGACUUUCGAAUGGAUGGAGAAAGUAUGGGGUACUUCUUGAUAGUGCUCUUUCUGGCAAAUAGGGUCAUAAGAGCGAUGCCAGAUGGUUGGGUAUGGGCGAAUCUGUUUCAUCACGUCCUACAAGGACUGGUCACAAACGAAAUUUCGGGCAAGCUGUACUCCUUUGAUCUAGGAUUGGAUUUGAAGCCACCACUUCUGAAUGCCACGAACGUGGUUGUAUUUGAUCGCGGCAUUGAUCCUAGCGACUCGAUUCCUCGUCAAGUCUCUAGCCUCUUGACUCUCACAAUUCUGGCUGGCGGCGGAAUUAAUCCGUCAUCGUCAAUCGGCCUACUACCCUGGGUGCAAUGCAAUAUCGUGAACGAAUUUUCGAGCCUGGAUGUGGAAUCCAUUGGGCAACGUUUCCCUUCUAACGUCGGGAUGGACACCAGGCAAAACCCAUUUGGCGUAACGGCUACUGGAGUUCCGGACGGUUUUAAUGAGGAUCAAUUGAUUCGUCUUCUAAAUGCAGAUCAGUUAGAACCGACAAUUUGCUUGCUACAGGCCGUGCUACCCACCGUUGAGCGGCUUUUCGGUGUUGUGGCUUUUGUCCUCGACAUUUUCCAGAGCGGCCUGGCCAUCCCUGGGGAUCUGAUUUUGUUCUUCUUUGGAUGGGCCGGGUCUAAGGCAGAGGAGGGCAUUGUUGCUCCUUGGAAAUGGCACUACUGCUUGACUGCAGUUGCGGUGUUUUGGGGCAAUUGAGAUGCUCAAACUAUUUUGCGUGCAAUUCAUUGUAUGGACAAAACAAUUGUGGCUUGGUGGCAGUUUGCUCCUUGGGUGUGAAUACUGGUGGCACAAUUUGUGAUCAGAAGAAAAAUAUCGAUAUUCCGGAAAUCUCACAAAAAUGUAUUUGUCAGCGUUUAACACACGCAAUUAUGUAUUGUUUCCGCACUUUGUCAAAUAUUUGAUGCCACUGCCGCACAGAUUUCCUCUAUCAAUCCAACGUGUUGUGACAAAAAGCUUUGCGUCGAACCACGGGACCAUUGAUUCGCGCAGUGCUGCGCAACACUCUGGGGAGUGCGUUUCGACGACACAUCAAGAAUUGCGGGUUCUCGAAACAAAAUAGAAUCCGUCGUCGAGGACACAACAUCUUCAGCAAGACACUGUUUGCGAAAAACUUCGUUUGAUGUAGCCUUAUACACAAUUUCGCAGCGCUCGACCAAUGCACAAAUCUUUUCGACCUCUUCGGUGUCCACGCGACUCCAGUAACGUAAAUUGGAAGAGUUGUACAAAGAUAGGAGUUCAUCCAAUCGACGGCCCAUCCCAUCCUGCGCUUGCUGGAGCUCGACCAGGGCACUUCUUAGCCCGGCCAGCAUGCGUUCGUGUUGUGUCAGAUCGUGGGAUAAAGCCAGUUCCAAGUCAGUACGCGUCAGACGUGUUCCAGUCUUCCGGCGAUACCCAUUGCCCUUCCAAGGAGGUUCUGCCACUCCAUAGCGUUGUCUCUCUUCUUGAGCUUGUUUCAAUGUGCGUAAAUCCCGACUGAUCAAGUAGACACGAUCCCGCAAAUUGGCAAUCGAAUGGAUAACCGCCGACGCGUGAUCGUCGGCCGACAACCAAUCAUUAACCAGUACCUGAUCCAACGCAUUUCCAAUCGACUUGUACUGUCGAACAACUUUUCCCAACGCUACCUGCUCGUUCCGUGUACGAUGCUCUUCUAUAUCCUUCUUUUUCUGUACACUAGUACCAAGUUCAUCUGCCUUUCCAACACUCACGUGCGUUUUACCUCGUAACAUGUAUUCUUGAAAGGCCCGCUGCACAGCGUCCCCAUCGUCCUCCUCACGGUCUCGACUCAUGAUGGCGGUUAGUUAGACUGUGGCGGAGAGGACGUCGAUGACACAGCCGCUACAGAUUUCGCUCUGGCCUGUUCUUGUUCGCGUUCCGUUUUGCGGAUUUGUUCUUCGCCGGAGCGGAUCACUUCGGGACGAUCGGACGAGAACAAAUCGUGACCCAGCCUGCCUUCGCUUGUUUCAAAAACCGGAAUGCUCAACAAACCCAUAACAAUUCCGGCUGCCGCCAGAGACUUCACUGCUGGACUACCAGGCAAUUUCUUCAACAAGGCGUCCAUACGAAGCAGCCUCUAGAGGGGAACUCGAGGGAAUGGAUCACUGCUUGUACGACCGAAUCAAUCAACGUGUGCACGUAGAAGCCGCGGUGGUUCGUUACAAUCAGGCUUUAAAACGCAACAAAGGAUGACUAGGUAGGUCGUUGCCGUACACCAACGUGUAGAUCUGAUCGGAAUUCUUUACGGAAUGUAUGGACGUUUCCGCAAACACACCAGUGCGAGUAUUCGCAAUGGAAUGACCGAGGGACCACUGACUCGUGAGGAGGGACGGAAU